Molecule: messenger RNA, 3075 nt
Organism: Poecilia reticulata (guppy)
Lineage: Eukaryota; Metazoa; Chordata; Actinopteri; Cyprinodontiformes; Poeciliidae
Source: RefSeq, a predicted model, not a curated record
AAGCAGAUAAUUAAAAUGAGGUCGAUAGGUAAUUUAUUGUGCGAUUAAUUGAUUUGUUUAUCGCGACAGGCCUACUUGCACUAGACCAAACAUGAACCGAAUAUUUGCUUUUACUCUGAAAGGAGCUGUAAAUUACUGUGCCGUAAUGUCUUGUGUCGUGGCUCACGUGAGUGCGGGCUGGAUUUACUGUCAUUUUCGAACAUUCAUUCAUUCAUUCAUUCAUUCAUUCAUUUUUAUUCUGUCACGUUAAUGCGUCUCGUACAGCCACUACGUGCACCCCCACACAAUAGGUAUCAAAACGUGCGGCUCGAUCUCGAGAAGGGAGCUAUUACUUUUAAGGGAAAUUUGAGUUACCAAGGCGACAUAAUUCGCGAAAGUGAUGUCACAAAAUCCCAUACAAAUCAAUGGAGUGAGGUUAACAAACAAGCAAAAACACAAUUUUUUUGGAAUUUAUGUGUGGUCAUGGAUUCACAUAGAAUUCAACUUUCACUUUGUAUACGUCCGUGCUCUGUUCAGAGGUGAAGACAGUACUUAGAAACGAUUUACGUUUUUUUCACAGCUGUCUCUAGCGCACCAAAGUUAAAAAAAAUUUUUAACUGAAAAUAACUGCUGCUCCACUAGAGUGAGAAACGGAGUGAAUUUCUGACCCCAAAACAUUUUUUAACAAGCCCCUUCACGUCCACAAAUAUUGCUCCACUGAUAUGUAAUAUGGUCAUGACAUCACACCGAAUGCCUGCUUCCAUAAAAUGUUAUCAGAAUUGCUCUAGGGCUGACUGUUUUCUGUCAAGGUGCUUCAGAGCACUAAUAUUAGCUCUUUCCAUAAAAUAAGUAUUUUAACUAUUUCUUUCUCACAGGUUACAAGGCAGUGCAAUAACACUAGCAAAAACAUUAGCAUUUCACUGCUACCCUUUAGGUUUGUGCAUUAGCAUUAGCCUGCCUUCCCUCUAAAAUAAGCAUUUGAGCUAUUUAUUUAUUAGCUAUGUUUAGCACACGGAAUGGAGCAAGUCAAAAAAAGACAUCAUGCUAGUGAUAUCCCACAUUCCACUGACAGCAUUUAUGCCAACAUAGCAUUUUGGCAAAUUUUAGCUCAUACACUAUGUUUAACAUAUUGAAUGGAGUAGGUCCAUGUUAGUCAACAUGCUUGUGAUUCUCCACAUGCUUUACAUAUUUAGCUAAAUUGAUUGAUGCUAAUGUUUAGCAUCAGAUUGCUGGGUUCCAACUGACAGGCACACGUUGGCAGGCCCCACUUAAACUUCAGAAAUUUUCUAGUGAAUUCUUGUUCUCCUGUCUCAACUAAGUAUAACUAAGUAACAUUGCGUACAGCCUGGUGUGUGUGUGUUUCAGAGAGUGACCAUGGUUCUGAAAGAGAUUCCAGCUGAUAACAUUGCCCGUCCUUUGGGGAGGAACGAGGUAAUUGGUCUGCUCUUCCGACUCACCAUAUUUGGAGCUGUAACCUACUUCACCAUCAAGUGGAUGGUGGACGCUAUUGACCCAACUCGAAAGCAGAAAGUGGAGGCUCAGAAGCAGGCUGAGAAGUUGAUGCGUCAGAUUGGAGUGAAGAACGUCAAGCUGUCGGAGUACGAGAUGAGUAUUGCUGCUCAUCUGGUGGACCCAUUGAGCAUGCAGAUCACCUGGAGAGAUAUCGCUGGUCUGGACGAGGUCAUCACUGAGCUGAAGGAGACUGUGAUCCUGCCUGUUCAGAAGAGACACCUGUUCCAGAACUCCAAACUGCUGCAGCCUCCCAAAGGUGUACUGCUUUAUGGCCCCCCUGGCUGUGGAAAAACACUGAUCGCCAAGGCAACAGCGAAGGAGACAGGGUUUCGCUUCAUCAACCUGCAGCCAAGCACACUGACGGACAAGUGGUACGGGGAGUCGCAGAAACUGGCUGCUGCUGUAUUCUCAUUGGCUGUUAAGCUGCAACCUUCUAUAAUCUUCAUUGAUGAGAUUGACUCAUUCCUGAGGAGUCGUUCAAGCUCAGACCACGAGGCUACAGCCAUGAUGAAAGCCCAGUUUAUGAGUCUGUGGGAUGGACUAGACACAGACCAUCAUUGCCAGGUGAUCAUAAUGGGCGCAACUAACCGUCCUCAGGACCUGGACUCUGCCAUUUUGCGGCGAAUGCCAACCAGGUUUCACAUCAACCUACCUAGCGAUAGGCAGCGAGAGGACAUCCUUCGUCUCAUUCUGAUGAACGAAAAAGUGGACACCUCUGUUGACCUUAAACUUGUUGCCAAGGAGACGGAGGGUUUUUCAGGAAGUGACCUCAGAGAAACUUGUCGUGAUGCAGCACUGCUCUGCGUCCGAGACUUUGUCCACAACCAGAGCACCAGCUCGGAGGAUGAUGACCCUAUACGUCCUAUCUGUCAGUCUGACCUGCAGACCUCAAUCAGCAAGAUGAAGCGCUCUAAGGCAGCAAACAUUCAUGGUGUUCUGGUACACGCCGCUCUGGACUAAAUGCUUGGGUUCAUAUGAACUUCCAAUACUGGUGUGGAAACGCAUUGAGCAUGUGCCACUUACUGCUUUCUGACAUCUUUGUUUCCUGUCUCCUCCAUGUUUGGGCACCCAACAGGAACCUGGUGUUCCUGAUGGGAGGUGUUCAUAGUUACACCACAGUUCUCUGUGAAGCUACCUAGGGAUGUUCCACCUCACCAAAGUUCUUCUAAUCUUCCCCCUGUUGUCACCCCUGACCUGAAAAUGCUGAGAUGUUCUGAAUUUGAAAAUAAUCCUCACUGUGUCAAAGAUAAUACAUUUUAAUCAUUAGACAAAACCCAUAAAUUUAAUAAAACAAUGAAACUGCUGACAAAUUGGUCAGGGGCAGCACUCUGUGAUGAAACAGCAAGCAAUUAUCAACAUAAAGUCAUUUAUAAUUGAUUAAUAUCUUUUAUUGAUCCUUUAUUCUAUAUGUUUUUGUGACUUAUAAUUUUCUGAGGGCUGGUUGUGUAUUUAUUUAUAUUUAACCAUGGUGGGUCAUUUUGUUCUGUUCAACUCUGAUUGUAAACAGUCUGAAGUGUUUUUUAUGCAGUAGAAAAAUAAAAAGCAAAAAUAUUUAUUUUAACACAUCUCUAUAGAUGGAGCUCA